This is a messenger RNA of Rhododendron vialii, 3041 nucleotides long. RefSeq names its product stachyose synthase. The transcript has 4 exons. The coding region runs from base 251 to 2839 and encodes 862 amino acids. Lineage: Eukaryota; Viridiplantae; Streptophyta; Magnoliopsida; Ericales; Ericaceae. The record is from RefSeq and is a predicted model, not a curated record.
UCUUUGCUCCACAUUUCUUUCUACCUUAACAUACACACAUCCCUUUUAAGUUUUUUCUCUAUUCACUCUCUUGAGUAAGCUUUCUUGUUCAUCACUUCUGAGUCCAUAGCCUUUCAACUUCACAUUUCGUCCUCUUCUUUUGUUUUGUUUUGUCAGCUCAGCUCAGCUCUCUGUUUUACUCUGUGUUAUUUCUUCUGUUCUUACUUUGGUAGUUCCCCUUCUCUGUUCUCUUCCUUUGUUAUCCAUAAACAUGGCACCGCCUAAUGAUCCAGUCAACCCAAUUUUCGGCCUCUUUAAAUCAGAUAGCCAGAAAAACAGUUUCGAUUUGUCUCAUGGAAAAUUAUCUGUCAAAGGUGUCCCAUUACUUUCUGAAGUCCCCAAUAAUGUCUCUUUCAAAACAUUUUCAUCAACUUGUCAAUCCUCUGACGCUCCACUUCCCCUGUUCCAGAGAGUCCAGUCUGUUUCCAACAACGGCGGGUUCAUUGGAUUCGCCACCGAGGAACCUUCUGAUAGGCUAACGAACUCCUUAGGUAAGUUCAGUGGUAGGGAUUUUGUUAGCAUUUUUCGCUUCAAGACAUGGUGGUCUACCCAGUGGGUAGGAAAUUCAGGGUCAGAUUUGCAAAUGGAGACCCAAUGGGUACUCCUAGAUGUCCCUGAGUUAAGGUCAUAUGUCCUAAUUCUUCCCUCAAUUGAAGGGAAGUUUAGGUCUGCUCUUCACCCUGGCUCUGAUGGCCAUGUCUUGAUUUGUGCCGAAUCCGGCUCUACCCAAGUAAAAGCAUCGAAAUUCAAUACCAUUGCUUACGUUCACGUAUCCGAAAAUCCCUACACCAUAAUGAAAGAAGCUUAUACUGCUCUUAGGGUUCACUUGAACACUUUCAGACUCUUAGAAGAGAAAUCAGCCCCAACCCUUGUCGAUAAAUUCGGUUGGUGCACUUGGGAUGCUUUCUACUUAACCGUAGAACCAGCCGGAGUCUGGCACGGGGUGAAGGAAUUUACCGAUGGAGGUAUCUCCCCGCGAUUCAUCAUUAUUGAUGAUGGGUGGCAGAGUAUAAAUUCAGACGGGGAAGACCCGGACAAGGACGCGAAAAAUCUUGUUUUGGGUGGGACUCAAAUGACUGCUAGGCUUCACAGGCUCGACGAAGGCGAAAAGUUCAGGAACUACAAGGGUGGAUCCCUUUUAGGGCCUAAUCCUCCCCUGUUUGAUGCCAACAAGCCAAAGAUGCUAAUUUCCAAGGCAAUUGAGCUUGAGCAAGCUGAGAAGGCUCGAGCGAAGGCAGUUCAAUCAGGGACCACCGACUUGUCCAAAUUCGAUGCAGAGAUGGAGAGAUUAAAACUAGAAUUGAACCAAAUGUUUGGUGGAGAGAGGAAAGAUGGUGGCUUGAGCCAGGGGUGCGCGAGCUGUUGUUGCAAAACAGAGGAAAAUGGGAUGAAGGGUUUUACUAAGGAUUUGAGAACAAAGUUCAAGGGUUUGGAUGACAUCUAUGUUUGGCAUGCGCUGUGUGGUGCGUGGGGUGGCGUUAGGCCUGGAAAAACUCACCUGAAUGCUAAGGUGAUUCCUUGUAAAGUGUCUCCCGGGCUUGAUGGGACGAUGUACGAUCUUGCAGUGGUGAAAGUCGUCGAAGGUGGAAUUGGGCUUGUUCAACCUGAUCAAGCUGAGGAUUUCUACGAUUCGAUGCACUCUUACCUUGCGAAAGUGGGAGUUACUGGAGUCAAAGUGGAUGUUAUUCAUACACUUGAGUACUUGAGCGAGGAAUACGGAGGUCGGGUUGAGCUAGCAAAGGCAUACUACAAGGGGAUAUCAAAAUCAAUUUCCAAGAAUUUCAAUGGAAAUGGACUUAUUUCCAGCAUGCAACAGUGCAAUGACUUCUUCUUCCUUGGAACAGAGCAAAUCUCCAUGGGUAGAGUCGGUGAUGACUUUUGGUUCCAAGAUCCAUCUGGUGACCCAAGUGGAGUUUAUUGGCUACAGGGGGUUCAUAUGAUCCACUGCGCCUACAACAGCAUGUGGAUGGGUCAGAUCAUACAGCCCGACUGGGACAUGUUCCAGUCAGAUCACGUAUGCGCAAAAUUCCAUGCCGGAUCGAGGGCCAUCUGCGGUGGGCCCGUCUACGUGAGUGACUCAGUGGGCGGUCACGAUUUCGAACUCUUGAAGAAACUUGUUUACCCAGAUGGUACCAUUCCCAAGUGCCAGCAUUUUGCACUCCCAACUAGAGAUUGUCUCUUCAAUAACCCCCUCUUUGAUAACAAAACCAUUCUCAAGAUUUGGAACUUCAACAAGUACGGAGGAGUGAUCGGAGCUUUCAAUUGCCAAGGAGCGGGAUGGGAUCCCAAGGAACAAAUGAUCAAGGGCAAAAAAGACUGCUACAGGCCAAUGUCAGGCUUCGUCCACGUCACCGAUAUCGAGUGGGACCAAAAGGUGGAAGCAACCAAACUGGGCGAAGCAGGGGAAUAUGCAGUCUACCUCAACCAAGCCGAGAAACUAAUCUUGACCACCCCGAAAUCGGACCCCAUUCAAAUGACUGUUAUGCCCUCUACCUUUGAGAUCUUCACCUUUGUGCCUGUGAUGAACCUUGGCCGGACCACGAAAUUCGCGCCCAUUGGGCUUACAAAUAUGUUCAACAGUGGUGGUGCCAUAGAAGGGCUGGACUAUAGCAAGACGGGCGUGAAAAUUCAAGUUAAGGGGGGAGGAAAUUUGCUGGCUUUCUCGAGUGGGUACCCGAAGAAGUGUUGGUUGAAUGGUGCUGAUGUUGGUUUCGACUGGUCCGGUGACGGGAAACUGACUGUCGGUCUUCCUUGGGUUGAAGAGGCUGGUGGCAUCAGUGAAGUGACCUUUCUCUUUUGAAUGUAUAUAGGAUGAUUGUAUGUAAUAAGGAGUUGUUAAGGAAGUGAACUGUGAUGCAGAUUAAUUAAUUAACAAAACUGACGUGGAACAUCAUUUGGAGAACAUUUUAUUUUUCACAGUUUGGACUGUUAAGUGUUUAAAGAUAUAUCAGUUGAUCUAUUUGUAUUGAACUGCCUGAUCUGGCAAUUUAAUAUUUCUUGCA